Drosophila grimshawi is the source of this 7809-nucleotide messenger RNA. It is a transcript of the gene cher, whose product is annotated as filamin-A. The coding region runs from base 64 to 7266 and encodes 2400 amino acids. Gene Ontology annotation, biological process: actin cytoskeleton organization. NCBI's taxonomy places the organism in Eukaryota, Metazoa, Arthropoda, Insecta, Diptera, Drosophilidae. The transcript has 16 exons. Gene Ontology annotation, molecular function: actin filament binding. The record is from RefSeq and is a predicted model, not a curated record.
CAGCAGCAGCAACAACAGCAACAUCAGCAGUCGGAAGAGUACGACGAGAACUUUGACGAAGAUAUGGAGGCCGAACGGGAUUUAGCCGAGGAUGCGCAAUGGAAGAAAAUUCAACAGAACACGUUCACACGAUGGGCCAAUGAGCAUCUGAAGACCAUCGAUCGUUCCAUCAACAAUCUGGAAACGGAUCUGUCCGAUGGACUGCGUCUGAUUGCCCUCAUCGAGGUGCUCUCACAGAAGCGUCUGCCCAAAUACAAUAAACGUCCAACAUUCCGUAGCCAGAAAUUGGAGAACGUAUCGGUUGCCCUGAAAUUCCUUCAGGAUGAGGGCAUCAAAAUUGUUAAUAUUGACUCUUCGGAUAUUGUCGACUGCAAGCUGAAGCUGAUACUGGGCUUGAUAUGGACGCUCAUUCUGCACUACUCGAUCUCGAUGCCCAUGUGGGAUGGCGAGGAUGAGAAGCAGUUGAAUGGAUCGGGCCAUACGCCCAAGCAGCGUCUGUUGAAUUGGAUACACGCCAGGAUACCCGAUAUGCCAAUUAAUAAUUUCACCAACGACUGGACCACAGGCAAGGCUGUGGGUGCUUUGGUCGAUGCCUGUGCGCCUGGCCUGUGCCCCGACUGGGAGAUGUGGGACCCCAAGGAUGCCGUCCAGAAUGCUUCGGAGGCCAUGGGUCUCGCCGAUGAUUGGUUGAAUGUGCGUCAAUUGAUCAAGCCCGAGGAGCUUGUCAAUCCCAACGUGGAUGAGCAAUCGAUGAUGACAUACUUGUCGCAAUAUCCCAACUCCAAGCUAAAGACCGGUGCCCCACUGCGUCCCAAGACGAAUCCCAACAGAGUGCGUGCUUAUGGUCCUGGCAUUGAACCCAUUGGUCCUGUGGUUGGUGCGCCAGCCAACUUUACAGUUGAGACCUUCUCGGCUGGCAAAGGUGCUGUCGAUGUGAACAUCGAGGGACCCAACGGUGUCGUUGAGAAGGCUGAUGUACGCUUCAACAAUGACAAGAAUCUCACGUACACCAUUUCGUAUAUACCCAAGGAGGAGGGUGAUCUCAAGGUGGCCGUUAAGUUCUCGGGUCGUGAUAUACCCAAGUCGCCGUUCCCCGUUAAGGUCGAGGGUCAUGCCGGCGAUGCAUCGAAGGUGAAGGUAACCGGUCCGGGCAUUCAACCCAGCGGUGUGACCGUCAAGAAGCCCACCUUCUUCGAUAUACUCGCCAAGGAUGCGGGUCGCGGUGUACCCGAGGUGAUCAUCAUUGAUCCGGCCAAUCACAAGACAUCGGUGGCGGCCAAAGUGCGUCAGUUGGAGGAUGAUACUUGGCGCUGCGAAUAUGUUACUGCCCAGCAGGGUCUGCACUCGGUGAAUGUCUUCUUUGCCGGCACACCCAUACCGAAUAGUCCAUUCCCCGUUAAGGUCGCCCCACUCUCCGAUGCGCGCAAGGUGCGCGUCUCCGGCCGGGGACUGCAGGCGACCGGGGUGCGUGUUGGUGACGAUGCGGACUUUAAGAUCCAUACCGAGGGUGCCGGCGAGGGUGUGCCCGAGGUGCGGGUUAUUGGACCCGGUGGCAUGAACCAGAAUGUCAUGCAAUCCAAGGUCGAUGGCAACACGUACGAGUGCCACUAUUAUCCGACCAAGGAGGGUCGCUAUGUGGUCAUGGUCACGUUCAGCGGCCAGGAGGUGCCCAAAUCACCGUUCGAUGUGAAAGUUGGUCCCAAGAAGGAAUCCUCCAUUGUUGCCUACGGCCCAGGUUUGAACAGCGGCGUCAUUGGCUAUCCGGCCGCCUUUGUUGUGGAGACGAAUGGCGAAACGGGCGCACUUGGCUUCACUGUGGCCGGUCCCUCGCAAGCCGAGAUCGAGUGCCAUGAUAAUGGUGAUGGAUCCGCAUUGGUCAAAUAUCAUCCAACUGCCGUCGGUGAGUAUGCCGUGCAUAUUCUCUGCGACAACGAGGACAUACCCAAGUCACCGUUCAUUGCCCAAAUACUGCCACGCACCGAUUUCCAUCCGGAGCUGGUUAAGGCCAGCGGUCCGGGUCUGGCCAAGAAUGGCGUGACCAUCAAUCAAUCGACCAGCUUUGAUGUGGACACCAGCAAGGCGGGCAAUGCCCCACUCGAUGUUAUCGUUCAGGAUGUCUAUGGCAACAAGCUGCCCGUGCAGAUCAAGAACAAUCCCGAUGGCACCAAGAAGGUCAGCUAUACGCCCACUUCCGGCGUGCCACACACUGUGGAAGUCAAUUAUGGUGGCGUCUCCACGCCAAAUUCACCGCAUCGCAUCUAUGUGGGCGUGCCCGUGGAUGCGUCUAAGGUGCAAAGUUUCGGACCCUGGCUGCAGCCGGGUGUGCGUCCCAAUGUGGCCACCCAUUUCAAUGUGGAUGCACGCGAUGCUGGCGAAGCGGAGCUGAAGGUGAAGGUUGUGCACGAGGACACCAAGCUGGAUGUGCCCUGCCGCAUCAUUGACAACGAGGACAGCACGUAUUCGGUCGAAGUCAUUCCACCCAUGAAGGGCGCCUACACCACGACCAUGACCUAUGGCGGUCAACGUGUGCCCCUGGGACAGAAGGUGGUCGUCGAACAGACCGUGGAUGUGUCCAAGAUCAAGGUCGAUGGCCUGGAGCCAACCGCGCCCCUGAACAGUUUGCAGCAGUUUCGCAUUAUCACCCACGGUCUGCCCAAGGCGGAUUUGGCUGUGACGAUAACCAGUCCGUCGGGCAAUCGGGUUAAGGCCCACAUUAUACCCACUGCUGAGGGUUUUCUGAUCAACUUUACGCCCACGCAGUUGGGCGAAUAUCUGCUGAGCAUUUGCUUUGGCGGCACACCGAUUACGCCACGCCCCUUCCGCCUACAGUGUUUGACCGGCAGCGAUUCAAACAAAGUGCACGCUUACGGUCCGGGCUUGGAGCGGGGUAUUGUUGGUCAGCCGGCGGAGUUUAUGAUCGAUACCCGGGGAGCGGGCCAAGGUGGACUGGGCGUGACCGUUGAGGGUCCGUGCGAGGCGGCAAUUAAUUGCCGGGACAACGGAGAUGGCACCUGCAACGUGGCCUAUCUGCCAACGGAGGCGGGCGACUACAGUGUCAACAUUACGUUCAAUGAGCGCCACAUCACUGGCUCCCCAUUCCAGCCGCUCAUUGUGCCCGUACCGAAUCUGAAGAACACACGGGUCAGCGGCAUCGGCAUCCAGCCGCAUGGUGUGAUCAUGAAUGCCGCAACAGACUUCAUGGUCGAUAUGAGCAAAGUGGGCAGCAAUAUUGAAUCUGGCAAGCUGUCGUGUGCCAUCUUUGAUCCCAAGGGACAUGUGCUGCCCAGCAAGAUGGUGCAGGGACCCACAGACGACAUCUUCCGCAUAAUGUACACACCCUUUGAGGCUGGUCGUCACACCAUUGAGCUGAUGUACGAUAAUAUACCGGUGCCGGGAUCACCGUUUGUCGUCAAUGUGAAGAGCGGCUGCGAUCCGACUCGCUGCAAGGCCUAUGGUCCUGGCCUGGAGAGUGGCCUGACCAAUCAGAAGAACAAGUUCACCGUGGAGACCAAGGGUGCCGGCAAUGGCGGCCUCUCGCUGGCCAUUGAAGGACCCUCCGAAGCCAAGAUGGUCUGCACGGACAAUCGUGAUGGUAGCUGCGAUGUAGAUUAUCAGGCCACCGAUCCCGGUGAAUAUGAUAUCACCAUACGAUUUGCGGACAAACAUAUACCCGGCUCGCCGUUCCGUGUGCUCGUCGAGGGUAGUGUGGAUCCCAGCAAGGUGAAGGUCUACGGCGCAGGCAUUGAGCAUGGCCAGGUGCGCGAGAGUGUGCCGACCGUUUUCAAUGUGGAUGUGGGCGAGGCUGGUCCUGGCCCCAUUGCCGUCAAGCUGACCAAUUCCGAGGGCAUACCCGUUGACAAUCUGAGCGUCGAGGAUAAGGGCAAUUGCAUUUAUGCGGUCCACUAUGUUCCGCCCAAGGCCGGCUCCGUUCUCACUUGCCAAGUGAAGUUCGCCGAUGUGGAGGUGCCAUGCAGUCCCUUUGUGAUGACCGUUUUUCCCAAAUCGGAGGCGACCAAAGUCACCGUCAAGGGUGUCAACGAGACGAAGAAGACUCCGGCCUCUUUGCCCGCCGAAUUUGAGAUUGAUACAAAGCAAGCCGGUCAGGCCGACAUCAAUGUGGCUAUCAAGAAUCCCAAGGGAAAGCCAAUGCAGCCCCGCCUUGAGGAAGUAGCCACUGGUACCUAUGUCGUCUCAUUUGUGCCCGAUGAGUGUGGCACGUAUCAGUGCAGCAUCAAGUAUGGCGACAAGGAGAUCGAGGGCUCGCCCUUCAAACUCGAAGCAUUCCCCACCGGCGAGGCCAAAAAAUGCAAACUGGUCGAAGAGGCGCCCAAGAUUCAGCCAUCCGGCAGUCAGUCCCAUAUCAAAGUGGAUGCACGCGAAGCUGGCAACGGAGCCGUCACCUGCAAGAUAACCAACAAGGCCGGCAGUGAAAUUGUUGACAUUGAUGUCAUCGAGAAGGAUGGCUUCUUUGACAUUCUGUAUGCCCUCAACGAUCCUGGAGACUAUGAUAUCAACGUCAAGUUUGGUGGCAAGGAUAUACCGAACGGUAGCUUCUCCAUUAAGGCUGUCGAAAGCAUCGAACAAUACUCGCAUAGUGAAUACGUCGAGGAGCAUACGACCAAAGUACUUAAGCAGACCACAACACAGAGCGGUCUGGUCAACGGAAAAUCGGAAGUUACUUAUCGAAGUGUUGCCUUUGAGAAAUUACCACUACCCACAACAGGCGGAAACGUUACAGCUGAAGUCAGAAUGCCGAGUGGUAAGGUAGAUAAACCCAUUAUUCAGGAUAACCGUGAUGGUACCGUCUCCGUGAAGUAUGAUCCACGCGAGGAGGGCUCCCACGAGUUGGUUGUUAAAUACAAUGGCGAACCUGUCCAAGGCUCUCCAUUCAAAUUCCAUGUGGAUUCCAUAACAUCCGGCUAUGUGACCGCCUAUGGACCUGGUCUGACGCACGGCGUCACUGGCGAACCCGCCAAUUUCACCAUCUCAACCAAGGGCGCCAGCGCCGGUGGCUUGACCAUGGCUGUUGAGGGUCCCAGCAAGGCAGACAUCAAGUAUCAUGAUAACAAAGACGGCACUGUUUCGGUGCAAUAUCUGCCCACUGCUCCCGGUGAAUAUCAGGUGUCAGUGCGUUUCGGUGAUAAGCACAUCAAGGGCUCACCCUAUUUUGCCAAGAUCACCGGUGAGGGACGCAAACGUAAUCAGAUUUCCGUCGGUUCCUGCUCGGAGGUGACGAUGCCCGGUGAUAUUACCGAUGAUGAUCUGCGUGCACUGAACGCCUCCAUUCAAGCGCCCAGUGGCUUGGAGGAGCCGUGCUUCCUGAAGCGCAUGCCUACGGGCAACAUUGGCAUUUCCUUUACGCCCCGUGAGAUCGGCGAGCAUAUGGUGUCCGUGAAGCGGAUGGGCAAGCACAUCAACAACUCACCCUUUAAGGUGACGGUCUGUGAACGCGAAGUCGGCGAUGCCAAGAAGGUCAAGGUUAGCGGCAAAGGGCUCAAGGAGGGUCAGACGCACAGCGAUAAUAUCUUCUCGGUGGAUACCCGCAACGCCGGCUUCGGUGGUCUGUCUGUGUCGAUUGAGGGGCCCAGCAAGGCGGAGAUUCAGUGCACCGAUAAGGAUGAUGGCACACUCAAUAUCUCCUACAAGCCCACCGAACCGGGCUACUACAUUGUCAACCUCAAGUUUGCCGAUCAUCAUGUGGAGGGUUCACCCUUCACCGUCAAGGUGGCCGGCGAGGGCAGCAAUCGCAAACGCGAGAAGAUUCAGCGGGAACGCGACGCGGUGCCCAUCACCGAAAUUGGCAGCCAGUGCAAGCUGACCUUCAAGAUGCCCGGCAUCACGUCCUUUGAUCUGGCCGCCUGUGUCACCUCGCCCAGCAAUGUCACUGAGGAUGCCGAGAUUCAGGAAAUUGAGGAUGGUUUGUAUUCGGUGCACUUUGUGCCCAAGGAGCUGGGCGUUCACACCGUUUCGGUGCGCUACUCCGAGAUGCACAUACCCGGCUCGCCGUUCCAGUUCACAGUGGGUCCACUGCGUGAUUCGGGCAGCCAUCUGGUUAAGGCUGGCGGUUCUGGUCUGGAGCGUGGCGUUGUCGGCGAGCCGGCCGAGUUCAAUGUGUGGACACGCGAGGCUGGCGGCGGUUCGUUGGCCAUUUCGGUGGAGGGUCCCAGCAAGGCGGACAUUGAGUUCAAGGAUCGCAAGGACGGCAGCUGCGAUGUGUCCUACAAGGUGACAGAGCCUGGAGAAUAUCGUGUCGGUUUGAAGUUCAACGACCGCCAUAUUCCCGACUCACCGUUCAAGGUGUACAUAUCGCCGGAUGCGGGCGAUGCUCACAAGCUGGAGGUGCAGCAGUUCCCACAGGGCAACAUUCAGGCCGAUGCGCCCUAUCAGUUCAUGGUGCGCAAGAAUGGCGCCAAGGGUGAGCUGGAUGCCAAGAUUGUGGCACCCUCCGGCACCGAUGACGAUUGUUUCAUCCAGGCCAUCGAUGGCGAGAUGAGCUCGGUGCGUUUCUAUCCACGUGAGAAUGGAAUUCACGCGAUUCACGUCAAGUUCAAUGGUGUCCACAUACCCGACUCACCCUUCAGAAUCAAGGUUGGCAAGGAUGUUGCCGAUCCAGCGGCAGUGCAUGCCACCGGCAAUGGCUUGGAUGAUAUCAAGACUGGCCACAAGGCCGAUUUCAUAAUCAACACCUGUAAUGCGGGCGUUGGCACAUUGGCCGUUUCCAUCGAUGGGCCCUCCAAGGUCGCCAUGGAUUGCACAGAGGUGGAAGAGGGCUACAAGGUGCGAUACACACCACUGCUGCCCGGAGAGCAUUACAUCACGGUUAAAUACAACAAUAUGCACAUUGUGGGUUCACCGUUCAAGGUGCAUGCCACCGGCGACAAACUGGCCGAUGAGGGCGCCCAGGAAACAUCCACAGUCAUUGUGGAGACAGUGCAGAAGAUUGCCAAGGGUGGCAAAAGCACUGGCGUCCACUUGCCCAACUUCAAGUCCGAUGCCAGCAAGGUUGUGUCUAAGGGUAUGGGCCUGAAGAAGGCCUACGUUGGCAAGCAGAAUCAGUUCAGCGUCUGUGCCACAGAUGCAGGCAACAAUAUCCUGUAUGUGGGCAUGUACGGCCCGAAGGGACCCUGCGAGGAGUUCCAUGUCAAGCAUGCUGGCCACAACAAUUACAAUGUGCAGUAUCUGGUGCGUGAUCGCGGCCAGUAUGUGCUUCUUAUCAAAUGGGGCGAUGACCAUAUACCCGGAUCCCCAUUCCAGAUCGAUGUCUAGGCUAAUGCCAAAACCAAUCAUAUUUAUGCAUACAUAGAUACUAUACACAGACCCAUCCCCGAAUGUCCACGUCUGUUCCAUGAGCCAACGUUUAUUCUGUGUGUUUUCUUCAUGAUUGUCUUUGUUUUUAAUUUUAAUUAUUUGCCUAUCAUUAUUAUGUUAAGUGAUUAUUUUAUUUUUUGUUAUUUGUACAUAAAACAAAAGAAAUGAAAUGUGUUUUCGACUUAAAAAAGAAACAGUUUACGCGCCAUUUUCACAUAUUAAUUGAUUUGGUUUUUUUUCUUUGUGAAUACGUAAACUAAACAAAAUUUAAUUAAAUGCAUUCAAUUAAUUUUCAUAAUCAAGAUCGAGAUUCAAAUGAGUUGAUAAAUAUAAAUUACACACAAUGUUAAAAGAAAAAUGCGAAUAAAUCUCUUAAACAAUUAUUUAAUACUUAAGCCCAACACUUAUGAAGAUGAUUAAUAUGAUUAUAACGUAUUAUGUUUUUUAUUAUCACUAUCGCGAUGUAAUUUACGUAAACUCAAAUAAACAAAUUAAAAAUAA